Mus musculus (house mouse) is the source of this 2255-nucleotide messenger RNA. It is a transcript of the gene Popdc2, whose product is annotated as popeye domain containing 2. The transcript is spliced from 4 exons. The coding region runs from base 496 to 1650 and encodes 384 amino acids. Gene Ontology annotation, cellular component: sarcolemma; membrane. The record is from RefSeq and is a predicted model, not a curated record. NCBI's taxonomy places the organism in Eukaryota, Metazoa, Chordata, Mammalia, Rodentia, Muridae.
AGAGAUCAUGCAUUCCAAAUGGAACACAAGUGUGCUUCCCCUGCUGGCUCUCCACUCCGCGUUCUGCCUGGGAACGACAGAGAGCAGAAUGUGGCUGCUUCGUCCCGUGUUGCUGAAGUUCAUGGUGUCGAGUUCCUACUUCCUCUCAGGACAAUGUAUGCUGUUUGCUAAGGACUAAAUAUGAAGACCAGCCUAAGAAAGCCGGAGCCAAAGAGGUUUACCAGAGCACUGCGGGAGGGACAAGAGCUUCGCUGAGAGAGAGAGAAAGAGAGGAACGAGGAAAAGAAAAAUCCCAAACAACAAACUUAGGCUUUCAAGCUUCCAUGAAGUGUACUAUGCUCCUGCGUUCUUUCUCAGAGCCACCGGAAGCAUUCCUGCCAGCAAGGUUGCAUUGGUAGUGAGAAGCCACCUGGGAGGACAAACUGACUGAUUUUCCCCUCAGUUUCCUUUGUGGAGACCGUUUUGGAGCCUGCAAAGGCCUCGAGGGCCCCAAAGAUGAGUGCCAAUGGCAGCUCGGUGGCUCAGCUCCUCUGGCAGCCGCCCGUGUGCAGGAGCUGGAAACCGGAUGUAGAAGGAGCUGUCUAUCACCUGGCCAACUGUUUCUUGCUUAUGGGCUUUAUGGCAGGCAGUGGAGUGUAUGGAUGCUUCUAUCUUUUCGGCAUCCUGGGCCCAGGCUACCUCUGCUGCGUGCUGUGGGGCUGGUUUGAUGCUUGUGGACUAGACAUCGUCCUUUGGAACGUCCUCCUGACAGUGGCUUGCCUGCUUCAGCUGGCACAGCUGGUCUAUCGUGUCCGGGUGAAUACCCUCCCGGAGGAAUUCAAUCUCCUCUACAGGACACUGUGCCUGCCCCUGCAGGUGCCCCUGCAGGUCUACAAGGAGAUUGUCCACUGCUGCCAUGAGCAGGUCUUGACGCUGGCCACAGAGCAGACCUACGCUGUGGAGGGGGAGACCCCCAUCAAUCGCCUGUCCCUGCUCCUCUCAGGCCGGGUUCGAGUGAGCCAAGACGGGCAGUUUCUGCACUACAUCUUUCCGUAUCAGUUCAUGGACUCUCCUGAAUGGGAAUCACUGCAUCCUUCUGAAGAGGGGACCUUCCAGGUAAUAAGGAGCCCCGAGGCAGCACAGUCACCUGCCACUGUGACGCUGACUGCGGAGACCGAAUGUAGCUACAUUUCCUGGCCCCGGAAAAAUCUUUACCUUCUUCUGAACAGAGAGCGAUACAUCUCCCGCCUCUUCUCAGCCCUGCUGGGCUAUGACAUCUCGGAGAAGCUCUAUACCCUCAAUGACAAGCUGUUUGCCAAGUUUGGGUUACGCUUCGACAUCCGCCUUCCCAGCCUCUACCACGUUCUGAGUCCCUCUGCCUCAGACGGGGAACCAGAGUCUGAGAAAGAUGAUGAAGAAGCCCUUGAGGCAGCUGUGUCCCCUGCUCAGGCCAGGCCCAUCUGCAUCGUGCCAACACCCCCUUGUUCCGCGCCUCCAGCAACCACCAACUUUCCCGUGCCUCUGCCCCGGGCCAGGAUGCCCAGGAUGCCCAGGCCGGACAGCGGCAACCUGGGUGAGGACUCCACCAGUCUGGUGCUGGAGGAUUUUGAGGAGGUUUCAGGAUCAGAGUCGUUUAUGGAUUAUAGGAGCGAUGGGGAGUACAUGAGGUGAGGGCGGAACUAACACGGGCACAGUCACCGGCUCAGGAUCCUACCCUCUAGACGUCCUCUCCAGAACUCUUCUCAAGUUAUGUCCAGAUCCCAGGCCCCUCUGGCUCCAAUUCACACUCCUGAGCUCUAAGGAUCACAGAGCUGUCGUCUCUGUAGCCAGAUGGCACUCCUCCAUGUUCCCCGGAUGGCCACUUAUACUCUCACCCCUCCUCUUAGCCCUCCAGAAAGAUGUGUGGCAAGCUGGGGGAUGGACAUGACGUGAAGAAACUCACCUUCAGGAGCCUUCCUUACAGCAGGAGGGUCCAGAGGCACCUGGCCUGACUCCAUCCUUUAUGGGUUGCAGGACAUUGCCAGGUUUACACGGCCUCUGAGCCUGGACUGUGAGGCUAGGAACUCACGUCACAGGGUUGUUGUGAGGAUCCAGUGAGCUGAUUGGGUAGAGCACCUAUGACAGGACAUGGCGUCCUGCAAGCAUGCAAUAAAACGCUUCACGCCUCUCCCCGUGUUGUUGCUUUAAAUUGUCUGAAAGAAUCCAAUGACUUUUACCCAUGCUUAUUUUACUCCCAAAAUUAAUUUUCAAUUGAAAUAAAAAAUUUUAAAUCCCAA